Molecule: messenger RNA, 1601 nt
Organism: Rhodotorula graminis WP1
Lineage: Eukaryota; Fungi; Basidiomycota; Microbotryomycetes; Sporidiobolales; Sporidiobolaceae
Exons: 12
Coding region: 1-1560 (519 amino acids)
Molecular function (GO): aldehyde dehydrogenase (NAD+) activity
Source: RefSeq, a predicted model, not a curated record
AUGUCCUACACCGUCAAGGACCACUACAAGCUCUUCCUCGCCGGCAAGGAUGUCAAGGGCGAGGCAGACCCGAUCGCCAUCGAGGACCCGUCGACGGGCAAGACCAUCGCCUACAGCCACGCCGCAAGCCCCGAGCAGGUCGCCCAGGCCGUCACCGCGGCGCAGGAGGCGUUCGACUCGGGCGUGUGGAGCAGGCGAGCCCCGGCCGACAGGGCCGCAGUGAUGUCCGACAUCGCCCGGGCCUUCUCGGCCAAGGUCAAGGACCUCGCCGUCCUCGAGAGCAUGCAGACUGGCCGACCUUACCGCGAGAUGUCGAUCCAGCUUGGCCGCCUGCACGAGUGGUUCGAGUACGCCGGCGCACUCGCUCGCACCGAGGAAGGGUCGACCCAGCCUGUUCGCGGCAGCCUGCUCAACUUCGUCAAGCGCGAGCCGCUCGGCGUGUGCGCCCUCAUCUCGAGCUUCAACCACCCACUCCUCAUCUCGAUCAAGAAGCUUGCUUUCGCUCUCGCCGCCGGCAACUCGGUCAUCCUCAAGCCGUCAGAGCUCGCGCCUCUUUCCGUUCUCGAGCUCGGCAAGAUCGUGCAGUCGGCCGGCCUACCAGAUGGCGUUCUCAGCAUACUUCCCGGCUUCGGCGCGACGACCGGCGCCGCGCUCGUGUCCGACCCGAGGAUCAAGAAGGUCGACCUCACCGGCGGGACGGCAGCAGGACGAGCUAUCGGAGAGGUCGUCGGCAGGAAUCUCGCGAGCUACACGGCCGAGCUGGGCGGCAAGGCCCCUAUCGUCGUCUUUGAGAACGUCGACCUCGAUGUCGCCGUCAACGGCGUCGCCUUUGCGUCCUUCAUCGCGUCCGGCCAGACCUGCGUUGCCGGUACCCGCAUCAUCAUCCAGAAGACGAUAUUCAACGCGUUCGUGUCGGCCCUGUCGACCAAAUGCGCCUCGAUCGCUCGCCGCAUCGGCUCGCCGUUCAACAAGGACUCGAUGAUGGGCCCCGUCAUCUCGGCGCGGCAGCUCGGCGUCGUCGAAACGCUCGUCGAGAGCGCAAAGGGCGACGGUGCGACUAUCGUCUGUGGCGGCGAGAGGCUCAAGGGCGCGUCGAGCCUGGACGGCCACGAGCUGUCGAACGGCUACUUCUACCCGCCUACCCUCAUCACGGGCACCGAGACGGUCCCGGCGACCUCGUUGCGCAUCUGGCGAGAGGAGGCGUUCGGCCCGGUGCUCGUUCUCGUGCCUUUCGAGACCGAAGCAGACGCCAUUACGCUCGCCAACGACUCGGAAUACGGCCUCGGCUCGGCCAUUUGGACUCGCGACGGCGCUCAGGCCCUCCGAGUCUCUUCUGCGCUCGAUCACGGUCUGUGCUGGGUCAACACGCACCACCGCAACGACCCGUCGUCGCCUUGGGGCGGCCUGAAGAACUCUGGCGUCGGGCGCGAGAACGGGCACGAGGCAUACCGCGCCUACACGCAGAGCAAGAGCGUCGUCAUCAACUACGCGACCGAGGAGGAGAGCCGGGUCAUGGACGACUGGUUCCGAGAGGAGGACCGCGAGGUGCGGUAUGGCUAGACGGUCCUGUCUUGGUGCAAGCGGUUUCUGUUGUCGUUCUC